Molecule: messenger RNA, 546 nt
Organism: Ziziphus jujuba (common jujube)
Lineage: Eukaryota; Viridiplantae; Streptophyta; Magnoliopsida; Rosales; Rhamnaceae
Product: DNA-directed RNA polymerase subunit beta-like
Exons: 1
Coding region: 1-546 (181 amino acids)
Biological process (GO): DNA-templated transcription
Molecular function (GO): DNA binding; ribonucleoside binding; DNA-directed RNA polymerase activity
Source: RefSeq, a predicted model, not a curated record
AUGGGUGAUAUUUUAGUAGGUAAAUUAACGGCGCAGAUGGCAAAAGAGUCAUCGUAUGCUACGGAAGAUAGAUUAUUACGAGCCAUCCUAGGCAUUCAGGUAUCCACUUCAAAUGAAACUUCUCUAAAGUUACCUAUUGGCGGUAGAGGUCGAGUUAUUGAUGUGAGAUGGAUUCACAAAAGAAGGGUUUCUAGUUAUAAUCCAAAAAUGAUUCGUGUAUAUAUUUCACAAAAGUGUGAAAUUAAAAUGGAGGAUAAAUUAGCUGGAAGACAUGGAAAUAAGGGUAUCAUUUCAAAAAUUUUACCUAGACAAGAUAUGCCUUAUUUGCAAGAUGGAAGACCUAUUGAUAUGGUAUUCAACCCAUUAGGAGUACCCCCAUGCAUGAAUGUAGGGCAGAUAUUUGAAUGCUCUCUUGGGUUGGCGGGAAGUCUGCUAGAUAGUCAUUAUCGAUUAGCACAUUUUGAUGAGAGAUAUGAGCAAGAGGCUUUGAGAAAACAAGUCACUUCUGAAUUAUAUGAAGCCAAUAAGCAAACAGUGAAUCUAUAG